This is a messenger RNA of Ceratina calcarata, 3606 nucleotides long. RefSeq lists its product as uncharacterized. The transcript has 6 exons. The coding region runs from base 107 to 3529 and encodes 1140 amino acids. The record is from RefSeq and is a predicted model, not a curated record. NCBI's taxonomy places the organism in Eukaryota, Metazoa, Arthropoda, Insecta, Hymenoptera, Apidae.
AACGAAGCUCACAGAUGUCACGAUGCGGUCGUAGAAAAUAAAAUUGUUUACAAACAUUUUAUGUGGUAUUAACGUGAACGCAUAUUUCCCUUAAAUUCUUGCGACCAUGAGUAGUUUAUGUACAUCGGUGUGCAGACCGGAGUGCAGGACAGAAUGCAAGAGAAUUCGUGGCAAAAAAUGGGAAUAUCCCGUUAAAAAAUCGAAGGAGUAUUGGGAGAAAUUCUGUGACGAUGAGGAGAAGAAAUUGAUUGUAGUAAGAAAUCCUUUCCUUCGAUUACCUUACCAUUCCUCUUCCAAAAAUGAUUCUCAAUUACUUUAUAACGUUAAUUUAGGCAUUCAGAACAAUAACAUAGCUGACGGAAAUAGUGCUUCGCAUAUUCAAUCGAAUUACACAAAUAAUUGUAAAGUAUCGAGUAAUUCUUUGCACAAAUUGCUCCCUGCAAAGUCGAAAUCUAAAUCGAAUUAUGACAUCAAAAAGAAAUCGGCACUGAAGGUUGCACUUUUAGAUGGACCAAAAAUUCUGGAUACAAAGUGCAAUCUUGCAUCGCCUAAAGUUGUACGAAUCCCAAAAUUAGAUACUUCCGAUCCUCAACCCAGUUCCAGGGGUAUACGCUAUCGCAAAGUGGAUGAUAUUCGUGCUCCUUUCAAUGUUCAAAAUGGAGCUGAAGUACAAGGCGAAAGUUCGCCGUCUUUGCCGUAUAUUGAAACGAACAUUCCUAAAACGUUAGAUCUUCAAUUAACUCUAAAGAAAUUACAGGACGAGUUGAGAGUCCUAGAGGAGAAGAAUUCCAAGAUCAGAGAUCGACGUCAAAUUUCCGAAACAAAACCUAAAGAGAGAAUAGAGAAUCAAAUCAGGACAGAAAACCAAAAGGAAAUAACAGAUGAUGAAUUUUUGAAGUACUCCGCUCAUUUUGCUCAGAAAACGUUGAAACGUUUAAUAAGAAAGAGAAAUCCGAAUUUUAAAUUUGGUACUAUCGACUAUUUGCAACAGAAACGGGUUUUUAAAUCGAGUACUGAUUCAUCAUCAUCAUGCGAUGAAACAAAAGAUUCUGUAAAAAUUAAGAUUAUUGAAGAAAAUAUUAUAGAACCUAAUGAAUGUUCGAGUGUGAAGUCCAAUGAGACAGAAUCGCGGACUAUUUUCACUUCGUCGCGUUCGACUUCAGGACCCAGUCCUAAAUUCAUGUAUCCAGAUGAUUGGAGGAGUUCCUCGAGUCAGAUUUUAUCAUCGAUUCCAGAAUUAUCCAGCUAUCCGAGAAAAAACUGUGACAGAUGCCUUCGUUGUAUGUACAAACCGUUUGAAAUUCCUUUGGAACGAAAAACAUCUUUACCCAGAACCGUCUUGCGAAGAAUUAUAGAGGACACUGUGGAUUUACGUCAAGAUUAUGAAGAAGAUUCAUCCGAGGACAGCGACUCUACUUCAGCUAUCGUACCGAACUUUAAAAACGAAGUAGAGAGAAUUUUAUGUCGCGAAGUGAAAACGAAAAACAUCACGUUUGAUGAGAAAUCCUGCUUUUCCGCGACUCGACUCUGUACGCAAGUUGACUGUUCGUUUCAAGAAAAACACGGACAGACAGAAAUGUCAGAACAGAAGAGUAUCCUGGAAUCAGGGUUCGUACAUGAAACGAUUAUGAAGAAAACUGAAAGGGAUCAGCAAGCCGAUGUCACAACUUCGACGAUCCUUAACAAUCCCACAGCAAUAAGUUCUACUAAAGUUUUGCUUCUGCAACGAAUGAAGCUACCAUCCACGUUUCAUAGCGAGAGCGUAGACGAGGACGAAUCGACCGCCGUUUCGAUCGGCGACGAGCAGAUGAAACCCAAGUAUUUGGUACCUUGCCACGCUCCCACGAAUUUUAGGCCCAGUUUGGAGCACCUGAGAGCAUUGAGGAACAGGAAACCAACGACGCUGCAGGAUCGAAUCCAGCUUCUCGAAUCGGCGUCUUCGAAGAAAGGAGUAUCGGUCGACGAUUACGACGACGUAAUGGAGAAACCGAGAUCCGUGCCCGAAGGUGUUUACGAAAGAGACAAAACCGAGAACGAGGGAAUGAAACGAGCCGGGCCGCAGCCUUUAACGAAAGCCAAGUCUUUCGUGGGGAAACCAUCGCUCGAGGAAGCGAAAGCACGUACAGAAAAGCAGCGACACUCUCUCAAGAAGGGUGCCAGCUUCCCGAGAUUUUCCGUAUCAACGGACACCGUCUCUAACAAAUCGGACGCGUCAAAGGAUGCGUUACGUGAAUUGAAGACGACUCGCGACGAUGAUUUUACAAAAACUUCGUACGAUUUCUCGGGAAUCGAGGACACGAAAUUACCGCUCACGCGUAUGAAUGAGGUCUUGGAAAUUUUAUGGAGCCUCGCAGCUUCGAACGCUUCGCCGUUGGACAUGCUGGAAGCAUUGUGCAAAGAAUUUUCGGAACGUCUUUUGAAUCAAGCUAAGAGCGACGAUUUAGUAAAACACGACAGGAUCGUGAGAUUGACUAGAUUGUUAGUCGAUUCUAAACGUUAUUUGCAUGCCGAUAUAUUUCCCUCUAACUUGGUUUUCUCCACGAAUCAGCCACCUCCCUGCAAUCCCCGACUCCUGAGACGAAUCUUUCCCCUGAAAACGUACAAUCUCGUUGCUCCUGUGCUCGGGAUGCCGGAAAUCGAGGAGAAAAAGAAACGCAGAGAUGAGGAAAGUCAGGUGUAUCACAGAGAAAGCGUCGAAGAGGAGGCUUCAUCCCCGUUUGACAGUUUAGAGGUGCAUCCACCGACGCUGACGGAUACCGAAUCGCCAAGGAAAAAGGGGAAAGUAGGUCAUCGUAGAUACAAUCCUUACGCUCUAUUUCUGGUGAAACCGAGACGCAAGGUCGUUACUUGGCGUCAAUUGACGAAACGCGAUCUCGAGGGUUACGAUCCGGAUGCCACCCUUGAAAUGAGAGCCGACAACUCGAUGAAGAGGAUAUGCCAGGACUUUUGCCAGUGGGUCGAAACUCUAGGCGGAACGGAUAACGCAAUUGACGAGCAAGUUCUCCGGGACAUGUUCGAAAUCGAUUUCAGCGCGGAAGCUUGCAGAGCGAUGCAGGUAUUGAUCCAGGAGAUGCCAGUGGUCCCCGCCGAAGUAGCCUUAACGAGGAACUGUCCCGAAGCGGGCAAGCUUAACAUGACGAAGAAACACGUGAUGAAGGACGUGAAAGCGGAAAGGACGCCGGCGAAAAUAAAAGCGUUCGGCACCGCGAUACCCUGGAAGCUUCGAUUCGUGCCACCCAAUAAUCAGGUCGAGAAUAGAUGGUUACGAUGCGAGAACGUGCCGAAGGAUAUUGAGACGAUGGAAGUAGUUUGGAAAGAUAUUACGCACUUGAGGAGCGUGCUGGGCUUUGUAGAAUGGCUUCAACAGCAUCCGGAGGUAUCGCCGCCGAAUGCUUUGAGGAAAAUCGCGUUAAUGGAUAUCAAGGAUCUGAGACAGAUCGAGGAGGACGAAACGUUCGCUCAUUUAGAGCUGGACAUCGCUCAAAUUGAGAGUCUGAGGGUGGCGGUCAACGGAGAAGAUGUCAUGUAACUCUUUCGUCCUUUUAAACCGUCUGUUCUCGUGUAUUCAGUGUCUCGUUAUUAAGCAAAUCCAUCUUUGUCCAAGUA